Messenger RNA from Podospora pseudopauciseta, 1136 nucleotides. RefSeq lists its product as uncharacterized. Gene Ontology annotation, molecular function: tRNA (cytidine-N3)-methyltransferase activity. NCBI's taxonomy places the organism in Eukaryota, Fungi, Ascomycota, Sordariomycetes, Sordariales, Podosporaceae. Bases 1 to 1089 code for a protein of 362 amino acids. The record is from RefSeq and is a predicted model, not a curated record. The transcript is spliced from 2 exons.
AUGACUGUCAACGAAACAGUCGUCGCCGUCGCCGGCUCCAACAAUGGGCAGGCACAGCUCGCCACGGACCUCUCGAUGCUUGAGAUAGCGAACGGAACCAAGCAGACAGGCGAGCAGCCUGCCCAUCGCUCCCAUGAUCCCCAGUACAACCAGAAGCGAAGCGACCCCUUCCAGUUUGGCUCGCGUCUUCUGGGCGAGGAGGACGACCCCUUCGAGUUCAAUGCUUGGGAUCAUGUCGAGGUUGACGAUGAAUUCAAAGAGUAUGCUGAACAGCAAUACGAGAUGCAACGUCAAGCCCCCGUCUCCGAAUUUGACAAAUAUCGAUUCAAUUCCGAUCCUGCAAAGUGGUGGAACAAGUUCUACAAGAACAACACAUCCAACUUCUUCAAGGACCGGAAAUGGCUCCAGCAAGAGUUUCCCGUCCUUGAUCGACUGACGCAAGAGGACGCUGGACCCGUCACCAUCCUUGAGAUAGGCGCUGGCGCCGGCAACACGGCCUUUCCUGUUCUGUCGAGAAACAAGAACCCCAAGCUCAAGCUCCAUGCUUGUGACUUUUCCAAGACGGCAGUCGAUGUCAUGCGCAACCACGAGGCGUACAACACGGAUCUGAUGCAAGCCGACGUGUGGGAUGUUGCUGGGGAGGAACUCCCCCCUGGGCUGGGAGAGGGGUCCGUGGACCUUGUCAUGAUGGUGUUCGUCUUCUCUGCCCUCUCUCCGCUGCAGUGGAAGAAGGCGGUAGAGAAUGUUUAUCGGGUGCUCAAGCCAGGUGGUGAGGUCUGCUUCCGCGACUAUGGAAGAGGUGACCUCGCUCAGGUCCGCUUUAAAAAGGGACGGUACCUGGAAGAGAACUUUUACAUUCGAGGCGAUGGCACCCGCGUCUACUUCUUUGAGAAGGACGAGCUCGCUGAUAUUUGGUCAGGCAAGCUGAACAUCGAGGCCACUGAUGGCAAUGCCGACGCCGACUCUGAGGGCGUGAAGCACAAGUUUGAGAUUGAGGAGCUUGGUGUAGACCGUAGAAUGCUUGUUAACCGUGCCAAAAAGCUCAAGAUGUACCGAUGCUGGAUGCAGGGCCGGUUUAGAAAGGUAUGAAAAAUAUCAAGAUGAUUUGAGAGCAAUCUAUUUCCGCAAUGUCUCGA